GACUCACGUAAUCAGUCUUGAAAACAAUGUGCAAGGGUAAACUUUCACAGUCAAGCCAUCCUGCUAAUGCCCUUAACUGCUCAGAGGAUUCAAGAAGCUACAGACAUGUCUACUGAGCUUCCUGGAACAACAGAGGUUACAGAAAUGGACACUUCCACAGCUUCUCAGACCAACAUUUCCAACUGUGACUUAUACGAGCACAAAGAUACAGCACGGAUACUACUGUCUGUCUUCUACAGCUGCAUCUUAAUUCUUGGGGUGCUUGGAAACGCCAUUGCCCUCACUGUCAUUUUUAAACACAGAAAGAAGAUGAACUCCACUACCCUUUAUUCAACAAACCUCGUCUUCUCCGAUCUCCUGUUCUGUAUCGCCCUGCCUACAAGGAUAGCGUACUAUGCCCUGGGAUUUGACUGGCCCUUUGGAGAAGCACUGUGUCGAAUAACUGCUCUCUUGUUCUAUAUCAACACCUAUGCAGGUGUAAACUUCAUGACGUGUCUGAGCAUUGAUAGGUUCUUCGCUGUUGUCCACCCCUUCCGAUACAAGAUCAGAAGGAUUAAAUAUGCCAAGGGCAUUUGUGUCUUUGUCUGGUUUCUUGUAUUUAGUCAGACUUUCCCAUUACUUAUCCAAUCCAUGUCACAGGAAGAAAAAGAAAGGACUACAUGUAUGGAAUAUCCAAACUUUGAAAAAAUAGCACACCUACCCUUUAUACUUCUUGCUGCCUGUUUCAUAGGGUACCUUAUUCCCCUGGGGAUUAUACUCUUUUGUUACUCUCAAAUUAGCUGCAAACUCUUUCAAACAGCUAAGGAAAACCCACUGACUGAAAAAUCAGGGAUAAACAAAAAAGCCAUCAAUACAAUCAUAUUUGUAAUUAUAGUGUUCAUCAUUUGCUUUACUCCUUAUCAUGUUGCAAUCAUACAACACAUGAUUAAGAAGCUUCAGAAUGAGCCCUUGUGCAAUGAAAAGAAAAUUUUCCAGAAGUCACUCCAUUAUACUGUAUUUCUGAUGAACUUUAACUGCUGCCUAGAUCCUUUCAUCUAUUUCUUUGCCUGCAAAGGGUACAAGAGAACUGUAAUGAAAAUACUGAGACGACAAGUGAGUGUAUCCAUUUCAAGCGCUGUCAGGUCACAUCAUGAAGAAAGCUCACGUGACGUUGGAGAAACACAAAUGAUGAUACUUGCAAAGCCUCCCAAUGGAAAGCUACCUGAAAAAUAG
Chaetura pelagica (chimney swift) is the source of this 1212-nucleotide messenger RNA. Its product is annotated as G-protein coupled receptor 183-like. Gene Ontology annotation, cellular component: membrane. Bases 67 to 1212 code for a protein of 381 amino acids. Gene Ontology annotation, biological process: G protein-coupled receptor signaling pathway. Gene Ontology annotation, molecular function: G protein-coupled receptor activity; oxysterol binding. Lineage: Eukaryota; Metazoa; Chordata; Aves; Apodiformes; Apodidae. The record is from RefSeq and is a predicted model, not a curated record. The transcript is spliced from 2 exons.